GCUCCUAGUUGUAGGGUCUUGGGAAGGGACAGUGACCAAGGGUUCGGGGUCCCCCAGAGAGUUUAGCAGUGGCAGCUGCAGGGUGGAUGUGUUCCCAGGGGAGUGAGAGCAACAGCAUAUGGUGCUUGGUUGCAAUGCCCUUUUUUUCUUUUUUGGCAACCCCUGGGGGGACUGGGGUCACUGGUGGAGCCUCCAUCACAGGCCCCCAGUGGUGGCAAGCCACACCCCCCCCCCCACAGUCCGUCCCUGCCACCUGUGGAUCGUGCAAGAGGCACCACGAAGCACUUAGCCCCCUGAUGCCCUUAGUCCACACAAUAGGUGCCUGGCCACCUGCAGCCAGCACAAGUGCGCAAUCUCCCCUCAACAAGCGUGGGAGGGGCGCCUGCGCAUGCGCAGCCCCACACAGGAAGUUUCUUACGGCGCCUGCGCCUCCUCCUCUCCCGUCCCCCGAUAAUGGCGCCGUGCCUCUCCUGCCGGUCUGGAUGUUCUCCCGGGUUCCCUCUGCCCUGGUGUUCCCCUCCUUAGCCUGUGGUGGUCCCCUCCUUAGCCCCUGGUGCACUGCUGCUCAGCCCCUCGUGCCACCCCCGUCCUCUCCCUGGACCGACCUCGGAGCCUGCGUCUCAGCGCCCCGCCCCGCCCGCGCGUCUGAGGCUGCGGUGCCCCGGCCUGCGGUUCAGCUGGUCUGUGCGGCUCUCACUCGGCUUUGCUGUCCUCAGUCCAGCGGCUGCGCUUUCUCGCGGACUUGGAGGUCCCACCGACUCAGCCCAUCUUUGCUCAGGAGGCAGCUCUCCAUGUAACCUGCUCAGCCGUGACUAGGACAUCACCAUCUCGGAAUCAAGGAGCAUCUUUAAGUGCAGAGGCUGCACACUGAUGAGUGGGGGCAGAGAGGCAGAAAGAAGCGGGAAGGUCAGUGCUACACUGGUCCCAGACGGCCUACUCCUGGACUUCUUAAUGUGAGACACAGUAAACCCCUAAUGUGUUUAAGCCAUUAUUAUUCAAGUGCUUUCAGCCUUAACCUAUUCCUAAGCCUCAUGGACAAGACAGAGAGAGAGAAGUUUUCAAUAACCUUUUCUAGAGGAAAUCUAGAAUUUUACUUAGAAUUUUAAACUUUUCAAGACUGUCCAAUCUUGGCAAUUUUACCAUGCUUCUCAUUAUGGUUCUAGUCUAUUUCACUGUGAAUGAUUAGCAAUAAAGUCUUUUGAAACUUCCCCAACUCCCUGCAGGGACAGCAAAGGAGGGCAGACUGGGCCCCCCUUUCCACUCAAGCUUGGUACGAGGAAGGAAGGACUGGCUUCCAUGUGAGGAAAGGAAAGUCCUGAGUCCUGUCCCAGUGGCGAUGGGGUUGGGGUGGGGGCGCUCAGGGCAUCGGGCAAGCAGGGCUGGGCAACAGAGAGCCCACAUGAGUCCAGUGUCUCGUCUCUACCAUGCUCAGGAGUUGGCUGCACACUGUCCUACUCUCAUGCAUUUGAGUCCCCUGGUUCUUGUGUGAUUAUCUGUAUUCUGACACUAGGUUGGCCUUGUCCUUGGUCCCAGUGUCUCUCCCGAUUUCACUCUACCUACACAGGUGAGGUGACUCUUGUGACUUGGCUCUGAAACUUAAUACCAGCCUCAUCUCAGAAGCUUUUUUUCCAGAUUUCCCCACCUUAUUAUUAUUUUUAAUUUUCCCACUGUACAGCCCACCUUAUUUUUUCUUUCUCCUUUAUCAGCUCCUGCUACCGGCCCCAGCCUGAUCAUUUCUUUACCUCCCAAGCGCUGAAACAUCAUAAGGUGAAAUGCGUGGACCUCUCAAGUCCCCAAAGUCAUGGGCCGUCUUCCUAGUCCAGCAGUCCUCCAGUCCUCCCAUGCCCCCCACGCCUGCAGCCUGAGCGUAUCUUUAACUUCAAGAGACCCCAGGUAUUUCCACUUCCUAUCGUAACUCAUCUUUUAAAUUAUUCAGUAGUUUGCGGGGCUGAAAUACUUCCCACGAAGCAUUUUAAAUGCAUUGCCUACAGUCUCCCACACAGGAGGAUAUUUGUACCCUCCAUGGCACUUGAUGAGUUUACUGGCCUUUGUCAACAGGACUCUCGCCUGUUCUUCCCUGGCCUGGCCAGUUUCCUUGUUAUUAAAAGCGCAAUAUUCCCCCUUGCAUUUUUCCAUUAUGUUCCGGAGAUACUUGUUCUCUGUGUUUUUGACAUAAUCUUCGAGCUCCUCAGCCCCGAGGUCUUCUCUCCGGGUGAAGAGCACCAUCAGGCAUUGCAUAGCUUCUGCUCCAAAGAUGGCCUCGAGCCCCGCCACGGCCUUUCUGUCCUCUUGAGUGAUCCGCCCCAGCUGCAAAACCAGGACCAGGACCGUACUCCCUUCUUUAUAGUAGGCCUUACAUCUUUUGACCUCCUCCGCUUGCUGGGCUGGCCCUCCCUCAGUCCCCGAGGCCAGGCAGAAGGAGGGCGUGUCCACGACCUCAACGUCCUGCCCCUCCCACGUGGUCUUGCUCUUCUGGCACGUCUUGGUGACGGGCUGCGCUCUCAGCUGAGACCGGAACUCCUGCCUCCCGAGGAUGGUGUUCCCGCUGGCGCUCUUCCCCGUCCCACUCCUUCCCGUGAGGAUAAUGCACAGGCACUCUGUUGAAAGGCAAGCAAGGAAAGACCCGUGACCAUGGACUGAUCUGCAUGCACCUCUCAUCUCAAGGCUGUGGCCAUUUAUUACAGCAGAGGGUGCUCGGAGAGCAUCAGAGCUGCCCUCUCACCUGGCCGCUCCAUCCCCAAGCACAGGAACAGCUUUGUCCAGAUCACACAGCCUGUGAACCCAGAGGCACAGCGCAGACCACAGCCUCUGCCUGGUGCUCACCCACUGAGGCCAGCCCUGUUUCCGUCUCUGCAUUUGCUCUACCCCCUUUUCCUGGCACCUCUCUGGAUUCCCUGACACCCCAUGAGUGCCAGUGGCUUGAUCACUCUUCACCUGCUUAGCCCCAUGCAGUCCACACACCCCAUCUCUGUCUUCUGUUCCUGCUGUAACAGUGUCUUCCCACUGCCAGUGACUGCUAAGUGUAGCAAAAACCCCUUGAUGUACGUGGAAAAUGACUCCUUAGAAUGGACUUUUCGUGACAAAGCAACUACAUGUGUCAUUAAUGGAUUAAGCGGUUCCUUCAGUUAUACCAGGCUAAAAUUCGCUUCUCAUUAAAACCACAGUUAUCUUUUUUCUA
Messenger RNA from Phacochoerus africanus (Common warthog), 3178 nucleotides. RefSeq lists its product as uncharacterized. Lineage: Eukaryota; Metazoa; Chordata; Mammalia; Artiodactyla; Suidae. The record is from RefSeq and is a predicted model, not a curated record. The coding region runs from base 87 to 797 and encodes 236 amino acids. The transcript has 2 exons.